AUGCCUUCCCAAUCACUGGCCAACUUUCCAAUACAUACCCUAUUUCUCACAAAGUUUGAUGUCAGAAGAGGCUAUGACCUCAUAUGGAUCAAAUCCGUGGAUCAAUCUCUCACCCAAAAUGAAUCUUUCAUCACCGAUCUGGAAUACAAGUCCUUCCCCAGUGGCUUACAUUCAGUCUCCAAAGACAGUCUACAGUUCGUGAUGUUUCAACCCAAUAACACCCUACUGUACGGAAUAUCAAUCUUCCGGCAAAAUGGACUAUUUUCUGAACAAAUAUCGCAUGACCGUUCUAAAGUGCUGAUGUACUCGUUGGGAAUCCUUAUUGAUCCAUCAGAAUUGAACGACUCAUAUAUCUCAACAGUUACAAGCAGCAGAUAUCACACUUGGAUCCCACACAUCUAUUCAAGCUGCUGGAACUACUAUGACGUCUUGGAAUCACUUUUCGAUGAAAUUGUUCCAUCUGACGAUUUGAAUGAUGAAAUAGACUCUCUGCUCUUGGAGUCAACGUUUGAAAAAUACCACUAUAAAUCAUCAUCCGAUAAGUUCAAAGAGGCAAUUAAGUCUCUAAACAAGAAACCAUCCAUAAUAACAUUAGAAGAUGAAGAGUCUGUUCCGCCAAAUCCCGAUCAUAUGAUUCUUUCAAUGCAAGACACCGUAGCUACAUUAGGCCCCCUCAUCUUCCCAUUAUGGAAAUUAUCACUGCUUAGAGAGCCUGUUUUAAUCUACGGAGGCUCGUCAGUGGAAAAAAUGAAUAAGAUAUCAUACCACAUGUCAAUACUAUCGAUAAUUCCUUUAGAAUUGCAAAAUGAACUAAUAAAAUCUAUGCAAAGAUUGACGAAUGCUGAUACAGACCACCAUGAUUCAGUCAACCAAUUUCAAAACCUACAAUACUAUCAAUUACUCUACAACAUUUGUCUCAAGGACGUAUCGUCCAUUCCCAGCUUUGUUGCAGUUAGAAAAACUGGUUUCAUAGCCUCCACUAGAGAUGUGAUUCUUCUUGAAAACCCAUUAUUCACUUCCACAGUUAAGUUACCUGACAAUAGUCUUGACAUAGCAAGCAUUUCCACUUCAGCAGACAAUAAUAAUGAAUUCUCUUUCUGCACUCGAAGGGAUAGUCGCAAAUUUGAUAUUCUCCAAAACUUCAUCGCCCUUCAGCAAGGAGAACCAGAGAACAGGAAGGACUAUUCCAAAUGUGUUGAAAAACAGUCGUGGUCAGAGUAUUUAUACAAGAUCUUCAAGUGGUGGGCUAGCGCAGGUGAAGAUAUAGAAUUGCAAGACGUUGAGCUUUUGAAGGAAGACUUGUUGAAGAUUUUCAGGUACACCGAUGAGCCAGAUUCUGUCACCAACUCGUCAGACGUCACCUCACCAUCCAUAUACAUUGUGGAAUACUUUCAACAACAAACUCGUAAAAUAUUCGAAGUGCUGAUCCAGCUAAUCAAUUGCCAUAUACAAGACCACAAAUCCGACCAUUUAAUAAUCGAGUACAAUGACAUUUACGAAAUGGGGUUGGACCCUUAUAGUUCACAAGAUAGUGAAUUCGUCGUUGCGUUGAUUCACAAGAUAUGGUGUAGGAAUGACCCAGAAUUGAUUGACAAACUAAAUGUCAAGAUAGGGUAUUUCUUUACUCUAUGUUAA
Molecule: messenger RNA, 1635 nt
Organism: Komagataella phaffii GS115
Lineage: Eukaryota; Fungi; Ascomycota; Pichiomycetes; Pichiales; Pichiaceae
Exons: 1
Coding region: 1-1635 (544 amino acids)
Cellular component (GO): lipid droplet
Source: RefSeq, a predicted model, not a curated record